ACUAGUGCGCUUGUACAGAGAGGAAGAAGAUUUGAGAUUUAGCCUUCUCUCAGCUCCACUCGGGUUGACGGAUUUUUCCAUUUAUUUGGACAUCCAUGUUGUAUGUGGAGGCCGUGUGAUCAAUAUGAAGCCGAGCGAUGAAGUACAGAAGCCGAUUCGGUUGAUGGCGGCAGCGUGCAGAAAUAUGGGCAUAGGCAAGGAUGGGCGCCUUCCAUGGAACCUGCCGACGGAAUUCCAGUUCCUUUUGAAUACCAUCACAACUGUGUGUAAACCAGGAAAGAAGAACCUGAUCAUAUGGGGUAAAUACAGCUGGUUCUCCUGCCCAGAGAGUGUUUUCCCCUUGGCUAACAGCCUCAAUGUGGUUCUGAGCAAAACAUUGACGUCGGUCCCAAAGCAUGCUCACUACAUGUGUGAGGAUUUUGUCAGUGCAGUUAAACUGGCCUCUCAUCCUCCUCUCAGUGACCUUGUAGAGACCAUCUGGAUCUUAGGAGGAACUCAGGUGUACAAGGACGCUCUGGAGCACCCUUGGUGUGACCUCAUCUACCUCACUGACAUCAUGGCUGGCUUUGACUGUGAUGUUUUUUUCCCAAGUUUUGACCAAAAUGUUUAUAGAAAACAAAACAAGUUCCCUGGUGUGCCAAAUGAGAUUCAAGAAGAAAAUGGCAUCAAAUUUCGAUUUCAAGUCUUCAGGAAGGAAAAGUGACGAAACAGCUACAGUGAGAAGUUGGAAGGACUAUUUCAAUCAAGUGUGUCUUAUUGUGCAUGCUGAAAUAAUGACUCAGAAAUAUAAACUGUAUUUUGUUAA
This is a messenger RNA of Neoarius graeffei (lesser salmon catfish), 805 nucleotides long. RefSeq names its product zgc:153031. Lineage: Eukaryota; Metazoa; Chordata; Actinopteri; Siluriformes; Ariidae. The record is from RefSeq and is a predicted model, not a curated record. The coding region runs from base 125 to 703 and encodes 192 amino acids. Gene Ontology annotation, cellular component: mitochondrion. The transcript has 7 exons. Gene Ontology annotation, biological process: tetrahydrofolate biosynthetic process; glycine biosynthetic process; folic acid metabolic process. Gene Ontology annotation, molecular function: dihydrofolate reductase activity; NADP binding.